UCGGGUGUGACUGUCUGUAACGGAACCGACCCUCCUGCUGCAGUUUAACCUGGGUUAACACUUUAUUUAUCCCGAGUAGUUUAUGGACAGCAUGUCGCACACCGUCAUCACCACCUCGACCACCGGCAGGACGUCCGGGGACGGAAUGCUGAACCUGGGCUACACCCGGACCAUCCCGGGGCUCCUGAAGAUAGGGCAGAUGGUGGCGCUGCUCGUGGCCUUCCUCUGUGUUCGCUGUGCGCGGGGCUGGCCCAGCUGGGCGGCCUUCCAGUUCUUCGAGGUGGUGUCGCUGUGGUUCUUCAUCGCCUUCCUCCUCUUCUUCCUCAUGCACCUGUUCCGGCUGCAGGCCAAGAUGCCCUGCUUCAACUGGCCUCUGACGGAGUUCUUCCACUACUCGGUGGGGGUCGUCCUCGUGUGCAUCGCCUCCAUCGUGGCGGCAGUGAAGGCGGGGGGGGUUUCUGCGCUGGUGGUGUCAUCGGUGUUUGGCUUCAUCGCCACGUUCCUGAUGGCGGUCAGUUUGUGGACGACCUACAGCGUGAGCUGCGGCCCUCACCAGACCGGUGCAGUAGUGUAAGCAGCGUUUCAUCAUGAAGCAACCAGACAGCUGUGUUUGCAGUUUGCUGUGUCCCGGUCCAUUUUCUGCCUAGCAACCACCCGGAUCAUUCACCUGAUUGGAUCAGAAUCAUUCCUGCAGAGGUAAUGGAACAGCUGAUCCAGGACCAGCUGUCGUUUUCUACAAGCUGAAGCGUAAAUAUCCCGAUCAUCCCGGUAGAAACCCCGACAGGACGGCAGUCUCAGUGUUCCUCAGAAACCCAGAAUACAUUUAGAUUCCCUCUCUGACUUCAGAAGUCACAUUUACAUGUUAAAGGUGCUCAGUAAUCAUCAGUGUAUUAAUAGAAUCAGUAUCAACAAAUGACACAGCAGUGCACCUUGUAUUGUCCUCACAACUACAUUUCCCAUCAUGCCUGCUGCUUCCCGCCCUAAAUUUCCCUCUAAAAGCUAAACAUGUCGUUUUUUAAUGUUCCUUCCUUCCACCACCUGCUUUCAAAUAUAUGGAGAAGCUUUUUUAGGACAGUUGAAGCUGUGUUUGAGCUCUAAUAGUCUAAUAGGACAGAGCCGUCUUCCUGUUGUGUGCCAUAAAACAAUCACAACCUUUUCCCGCCAAAAUACAAAUCCAGCCGAUUUCCCGCCAAAAUCUCACAAGUCGUAGUUCAGCCUCCGUCACGCGUCGUCAUUUUGUUGCACAUUUUCUGUGGUUUACAUUAAAUAGCUUGAAUUUAUCGAUUCAAAUAAUUCAAUCUUACUUUUAUUCUUCAGUAAAAAAAAAACACUCUGGACCACUCUUUUUUAUACUCACGUUUCUUAAAUGCUCAACACUCAAAUGGUGCACAGUAUAGCCCUGUUAGCCCGCUAUGCUAAUGUUUGCUAGCACACUUUGGAUGCUCAUUCUUCUGUGCUAACAAUCAUUAACAAGCUAACAUUUUACAGAAAAAUAACCUGCAUGCUAAUGACUUUGUUAGCAUGUUAAAACAUUACUCAGGGGCUAAUACUUAAGUGUGCUAAAAAAAACAUACAAUAGCAUGCUAAAAAACUAAUUCUGUGAAUUGAAACAAAAAGAAACAUUAGCAUGCUAACACAAUGCAAACAAACAACACGGAAAAGUGCUUCACUUGCAAUUAAAAGAAAAGUCUGGUGAUGAUUGAUAUUUCUGUUAGUCAACGAAUCCCAUGUGCAGAACCAAACCAACAAUGAUUUAGAAAACAACAACAACAAUUAUCUUGCCUUCAUUUAGCGACAAAUAUGGAUUAUAUCGCUGCUGAAAAUGGUCCCAAAAAAAUGCAGAUUUCCUUUAAGAUUUAAGAGGAAACUAUCUCACACACACACACACACACACACACACACACACACACACACACACACACACACACACACACACACACACACACACACUAUCUGACAGGAAACACAACGUUUUAAGAUGUUCUGCACAUGAGGUUUUUUGACAACAAGAAAAACAGAAUACCACCAGUGAUAAUCCUCAAGCAGUAACCUCAGUACUGUUUUAAAUGAAAGUGUGCCAUUGAUUUGAGAUAUUAACAACAUGAACCAAACCGUCUUCCAUCGGGGCGCGGCUCCCGUGACACAUCUCAUAACUUCCUGUGGAAAUCGAUCGGCUGCAGUUCAGAAUCAAAGGGCGGCAUUUAUUACAGUUCCUCUCACAUUCAGGACAGACUCUACUGUCCUCGGUGCUUUUACAGAAUAAAACUGCUCGUCAUUUAAAUCCAAAUUCACUCAAAAUGUUUCAGAAAGCACAUCAUUUCUUAUUGACUGCAAAAAAAGAGAGCAGUUUCCAUAUUAAACUCAAAAAGUUAUAAUGAUUUCUAUGGAGCAAAUGUUUGAAAAGGAUUGUGGAAAUCUGUUGGCACGGAUUCAUGAAGUUCCCGCACAUAUACCUAAAGUAAAAUAUAAAGGAUGUAAAUGGCAACGUACACAUGAAUAUUUAACUAUUUUGUACAUUUUAAUACACGUGGAUUUAUUGAAUGUACGCACGCAUUUGAAACGCUUAUGCAUGGAUUGUAUAACAUGGAGAAUAAUAACUGACUGCUAAAAAGAUAAACAACAGAUUAAUAAAUCAAACAUUUAGAUAAAAAUCUACGCACAGAUUAAUAAAACAUAUGCAUGCGAUGAAUACACACAUGGAUUAUAAAACAUACUUCUAAAUUGUACGACAUAAAAUGUAUUUACGGUGGAUUUUAAAAGUAUAUAUUGAUUAAUGAAUUGUAUUUACAGAUAAAGAACACAUGCAUGAAUUGAUUAAAUGAAUGCACAGAUUAUAUGGAAUACUGAUUUAGAUUAAAAGCACUCAAUUAUAGUCAUCCUUAAAAGGCUUUACAGUGAUGUAUUAUUCAAUUGUCCUUCUGACGACAUAAGAGCGAAUAUACUAUCGACUGGGGUCGGAAAAAAUAGUGAAAAUACAACAAAUAUCCGAUUUGAUGCACGUAAGAGAAACAGAGGUCCCACUUCUCUGUUAAAGCACAACACGUCUCCAGAUACCUGGUCUCUACCCAACCCUCACAUUUUAUAGUAUUUUCACUAUUCGUCUGACUUUGAAAUAGUAAUCCGUGCACAGAUUUCCACGUCACAUGACUCCCAGCUCCGUAGAUUUCUGACCAAUCAGAGGAUCUGUGCCAUUAAGCCGAAGUUAUGUUGACGGUACGACACGGUUUGCAGUUUAUCUUUUAGUUCAACAAACAUUUCUGACGUGCUGAAUAUUUGAUUUAUGUUUUAAAGCACACGGCUGCAGACUUUGAACGACUCUCUGAUCAUGUUCAAUUAGCUUUUAGCUUGGCUACCCGAUUCUCCCUCUAUAAUGACUGUUAUUUUUAAAAGGCACGUGCAUUACUGACACUAAAACAACACCUCUUUCCAAGCCCUGAAAGUUAAAUGUCUUUUAAACAUUAGCUGCUUCUAGCUUCGUCUUAAAUUAGCAUAACAUGUUUGAACUUGAAUUAGAGAUCUUAAAAAAGAGUUCAAUAAUAUGAUGAUCGUGACGUUCUAGUCAAUGAAGUACGUACGAAACGUUUCAUAUUUAAAAAUAAAAUGUGCUAAUUGUAGGAUGUUUGACUAUGUUUUGACUAAGACUAGUUUGCUAUCAACUGUUAGCAUAUUAGCAAAAGAGAUCACUUGAAUCCACCUGCUCUGAAGGGAUGAAGUAAAAAAUGUAUUUAAUGUAAGUAUUGGUAAGUAACAAGCUUGCAUAACUUGGCCCCUCAGUAAAAGUAGAGCUUUAUUAACUGUAACAGAAGAUAGGUGGAUUGGGAGAACUAAAUUAGCACUGCUAACGCUAAUCUUAACCUAGCUAAAUCCUCCUUUGAGCAUAAAAUGAGGUAAAACUUAGAUAACUAGCCUUAGGUAACUAGCCUUAGCUAACAAGCUAAACAAGCUAUUUUAGUCUAACUUGGCACCACUGUUCAUGAUAACAUCGCGCUUACUUAGCUAAACCUUUUCCUCGUUGUUUUUUAAACAGAAAUCUAUCUGUUAGCAGCGGAGACAUGUUUGUAGAAUUAAAACUGAUAUGUAAAUAUGGCUGCUGGAAAACUGAGGCUGUGUUUGAGUGAGAAACUUUCUGACAUUUCUUGCUUCAAAACUCUACAAUUGUUGAUCCACAGAUAACUGCCUUACUGUUGAUCAGAUGCCAAAAAUAUGAGAGUAAAACUUUGGACUUUGCACUGAAUGUGUCCUCUUACAUGCGUCCAAAGCAGCUCCGAUUACAGAAUGAAGGAUUUAUGUCUAAUCUGACUUAGAGUCGAGUGUUUCUCUUUGACUCUGGCCAUGUUAAAGGUUUACUGGUGAAUUAUAAUGGAUUUAAAUAGAGCUUAUUGCCUAACUUCUGGUGCGUUCCCUACAGCCCCGACACACUGUGUGAUGGCAGCGGUCUGACAGAAUAACAACUUCACACUGUGAGAUUAGUAAUAUCACAUUUUGGUUGAUCCGUAACCGAUAAUGCAAUGAAUGUAAAUACAACAUUUUGAACACAAAAACUGACCAGUGAAAACCGCUGUGAAGCCAGCAUACAGAAACUAAUUAUUUAAAUAAAAGCUGACCUGAUUCAAUUGCUCUUUUCAAUUCACGUAAAAUGACCUUGUUAAUUCGACAGAAACCACAAACCCUAAACUACGUUGUCUUUGCUGCCACCAUUUGCAUUUUCUCAACUUUUUACAAUUUUAGGAAAGUUUGAAAGUUGAAUGAACAAAGCUUCACUGCCUUCCUAUAGUUUGGUUUUAUGAUUACCUGUUCAUGGGUGCUAGUUUACCAAAUGUGGGUUAAUAAAGCGAACAACAACAUAUUUCAUAAUUAGAGAUUACAUUUUUUGUAAGGCUCUCAAUAGAUCAGGUUUAAGUGCAAGCCUCCGGAAGGAAAGGCUAAUCAGAGCCAAUGUAGUCCAGUUUUAUAGAAGUCUAUGAGAAAAUGACCCUAAUGCUCUCUUGAUUUAUUACCUAACGUUUUCCUGAUGAGUUUAUAGUCUCAAUCUCUAGUUUCAAGUAUUCUUCAACACAGCAUGAUGUUCAUUUAGUCAAUGGGGUAAAAUAGACGAUAAAGCAGCCGAUGCUUUAGGGCGGGGCUAGCUGUGAUUGACAGGUUGUUGCCACACUCUUAGCUCUUCGCAGUUGAAGUUUUCACUUCCUGAAACGUCAUUUUGGUCGCCUGAAAAUAUCUUGUUCAGCGUGUCAUGGCCUGGCUCUUGGCCAUAACAAAAGCGUGGAAAGGACAAGAUAUAAGAAAAUAUAUUUAUUACAAUAACCCAACGUUAAUCAAAACUAACAUAAAGGCAAGUCAAAAGCAUAAACGAAGUGGCUGCUCUCCCAAAACAGGUCCUCCGUGGAGAGAGACUCUGGCUCAGGCCUUUUACUCCUCCGGUACCGGCAGCCAGGUGUCCUCAAUCAACACUGACACAGACAAAGGGAGAACAUUAAAGGGCCACACACACACAACAGGAGAUAUCAAAGCAGGGGUCGUCACAAGCGGCCAAAAACCAAUAUGGAAAAGGCAAAACAAAUCCAAACUAAAAGGCUUUAAAACGAAAGACCACGUCCUUUUGUUGAUUACAGGCUUUGAUCAGAUCGCAAUACAAUCAGAUGUUACACAACCAUAUUAGACUGAAUACAAUUUGUUCUCAUUCGGGUCCCAGAGUCACAUCUUGUCUCCUAAAUAUCUCAACAGGCGUCUUAAAGUUAGUGGAAGUAUCUCACAGUGUGAUCUUAAAACACCAUUUUGGAUUAACCGCCAAAGAUCUCAGCUCGUCUUCCCUCACGAUCGUCAGCUUUUACCCGAGGCCGCCCAGAAUCACACAGUGUGUACGCGGGGGUUUCCAGUUCAACACCAUUAUAGUCACACCUAUUUCAAAGCUGUUUUCUACAAAGCUUUACAUUGCUGAGUUUCACUUUCAGAUAUUGAUGUUGCUUCCUGGUCCCAGAUGUUCACAUGCUGUGUAUUUGCUGCUUCACUGUACUGUAUUUACAUUUUGGUCUGGACCAGUUUGACAUUUGAAGGACUUAUUUUAUAUUAUCGAUGCACUGAUAAAAUGUAAAAUGCUGAUACCAUGUUUAGUUAGUUGAUUAAUGAACUCUUGAUUUGUAUAAUAAGGACCCUGCAUUUGUUUAAUACCACUGGACACAAAGACAUGAGACCUUUUGAGAUUUUAGUCAGCGUGCUUUGAUUUGUUUUUAAGAUUUUUUGUAUUUUUAUUGUGUAACUUUUGAUAUACCAGGUUUUUCCAUCAGUAUCUGCCCACGGUCCAGUUUUGGUAUUGAAUUUUGAUUUUUUUUUUUAUUGGUGCAUCCUUAAUUUUAUAUAUUGCUGCCUGGAGGUUUUGUCUGGAACCAGAAUGAAUCAGAGUGUUGCUCCUCAGAUAAAGAAAUACUGUGACUAUCAAAGACGAUUAGCACACGAUUCCUUCUGGCUCCAGGCCGGACAGAAGCAGACUGUUUACAUUAUUUAUUUUCUGCAUGGUUGUAUUUUCUGAUGCUUUAUGAUGCCAUCUGUUCUCACUGAUGCAAAGUGACCCUGUGAGGCGGUGAGUCCACUGGGAGAUCCAGAAGGCUGAACUGGUUUGAAAUGUGAUGCGUAAAGAUCCCGGACUAUCAUGAGGCGUUGUCUGGGAUGGGAAGGACAUUUCACAGUAAUCCAGUUUUUCAGAUGGGUGUAAAGUUAGAAGAAAGACUCUCCAAAAACAAGUCGGAAAUAAUGAAAACAAGGUAUUUUCACUUUAAAUAAGUAGAACAAUCUGCCAAUAGAACAAGUGAAAAUGUGCUUUCUUCAAAUAAGAAGGGAUAUUUAGAUAAAUCAGAUCUUGUUAUUAGAUGAAAAGUUAUUAAAAAAAGUUUCAUCUGAAAUACAACUCAAAAUAAGAUGUUUUGACUUAACAAGAUGAUGCAAUGUCUAAAACCAAGACCCUAUCUCACUGCAGUGUUACUUCUGAAGUUAGUGUGUCUUAUAUCAGGUGUAAAGAUAUAUUCUGACUAGAUAUUAGGCAAAUACACUUGGCAAGAUUUCAAGUUUUUGUAGUGAAUAACGUUAAACUAGAGAUGGUGUGGGAUGUCUUUAUUUUAUUCCCUAUGCUUUGUACUUUAUAAGAAGGAAUGUGUACAACUUUCAGGGUAAAUGAAGGCUUGUUUAGUCUCUUAAAGUUUGAGUUAAUUAUCUACCUUGAUACAAUACGAUGGGAUGGUGAGAAACAACAUUUCGACCCCCCUUUCUGUAUAACAAAAAUUGAUGAAUGAACAAUAAAGUUGACUUGGACUUUGAUAUGUCCAUCCAUCCAUCUUCUACCGCUGAUCCGGUGUCGGUUGUGUGGUGCAGUGAUGACGUGUUUCCAGGACCAUUUAACAAACAUUAAAUUCAACUUAUUGUCAUUUCAGGAUUGACUUUAGUCUAACCUUAUGAAAUUGUCGGACCCUUGAUCUGCGAUUUCAUGGUUAUCAUUCAUAUUCGCCGUUCAGGAAAAGGUUAAGGUCAGAGACAAUGUUAAUAUGUUAUUCUGGUUUCAUAGAGAUUGUUAGCAGAAGUUGACGAUACAUUAAAGCUAAAGUUCCGUGUAGAUGCUGUUCUGGAACUUUUGAUGGUAUCAUAAUCGGUUAAAGCAGGGUUACACGCACGAGGAAUUUGCUUUGGUAUAAGUGGUGCAUACAGAGACACAGAAAGUAGAAUACGUAAUCACGUUAUCUUCCGAUCUUCUCUUAGCUCUAUCGUCUAAGAACUCUAUCGUCCAGUUCUUCGACAAUGAGCUUGACAUUCAAAACACAUUGAUGGAAUGAUAUCUGCCGGGAUAGAUCGCGUGAUACCGUAGAAAGUUCCAGAACAGAUACUGAAUGGACCCUUAUGUGAGAAUGUUUCGUCAACUUUCCAAAAGUCAUCGAAAGGAAAGAUAGGAAUCAAGAGAGUCUUUCAAUUUAGGAUUUUAAUGGAAGAGAAGUCAAUGUGUUUUUGUUUUGUUACUUUCUUACUUUACACCCAUCCAAUGUCACGUUACACACCUUGAACGUUGUGUAAGAAGAGUGUGUACAAACUUUACAAACCUCUAUGUGACGGAAAUGUCCGGAUUCUGUGAGAUGUCAGUCCACUUUUCUAGAUCAGUGCUACUAGCAAAUCAGCUAAAACAUGAACAAAAAUGGUGGUUCAAACAGGAAGAGCCCAGUGGACUCCUGAGCGUUCAGAUUAUUUCUGUUUUUCUCCAAAGUGCCUUAAUGUUCUGUUGAUGUAAAGAUCGGGUCAUUAACCUGCAGUGUGCAAGCUAAUGGGCCGACUUUGUUUCAGCGAGGAAACAGAAAAACUGAAGACAAUGAAACCAAUUUAAAAUGUUGAGGUUUGUGACGGUUGGGGGGAGAGAAAUUACGUGAUUUCAUUUAGUUUUAAAAAGAGAAAAGAUGUCCACAGUAUUAUUAUAAGUCACAUCACAAAGAGCUCACAUGACUUGUGUUGUUUUUCUACAUUUUUUAAAAGUGUGUUUAGACUACAAGUUGUGGUUUGUUGCAUGUUGUAAAUUAAAGGCUCAUUGCACCAUU
Molecule: messenger RNA, 8561 nt
Organism: Gymnodraco acuticeps
Lineage: Eukaryota; Metazoa; Chordata; Actinopteri; Perciformes; Bathydraconidae
Gene: cmtm7
Product: CKLF-like MARVEL transmembrane domain containing 7
Exons: 5
Coding region: 83-574 (163 amino acids)
Cellular component (GO): membrane
Source: RefSeq, a predicted model, not a curated record